CAUUAAUAGCCCGUCUACGCUAUGAGUCAGGAGGAUCAGGACAAGACUUUGAUAGCAUCUGUCCAUGACUUACGGUAUUUUGUGGCACUCUUGCGAGGUAUCAGCUUCAACAAUCGCGCUACAGUUCGAGCCAGUGCUGCAGGACUUGCCAUCUUCGUUGAGGAAGCGCGCAGCCUGCUCGCCGUGGCAUAUAUCUUCAGUGGCAUCUUCGAUGAAUAUAUCUUCAACCCAGAGCCUCCAUCCGGUUCGGCACCGGAGUCCUCACAAGAAGAAGAUUCCUGCGCCGUCUUCGAGAUUCCUUUGAACACCCUGACAGAAUGCCUGAACGUCUUCGGUACGGCAACUGCUUCAAAUAGUGCUUCAAACGCCUCUAGGUUCAGAAAGUGGGGAGAUAACGGUGAAGAUGACGAGGAGGAACAUCUUAACCAAGGUGGCUCCGGUCGCAAUAACCCAGACCCUGCUAGAGGCUCCGGCAAUGGUCGCAUCGACCAGUAUUUCGGAUCCGACAAGGGCACCGGAAUGCGCCUUACCUACGCCGGCCCUGGACACCCGGUGACACUUUUGGUAGCAGAAGAUGCCAAUGGUCCUACCGCAACCUGCGAGGUUACUACAUUCGACCCUGAGCCGAUACUGGAACUCGACUUCAACGAGACACCAUGUAUUAUGAAAGUCAUCUUGAAGUCUUCUUGGCUACGAGAUGCGCUCUCCGAGCUUGACCCCUCAUGCGAAAGACUGACAAUUAUAUGCAAUCCUCCGCCGCCUCCCGGUAGAGCUGCUCUACCUUCGUCCCAAGCUAGGCUUCGAUUGCAAGCGAUAGGAAACUUCGGCAGCACCGAGAUGGAUUACCCAAACGACAAGGAGGUCCUGGAGACCUGCGAAUGUGCUGAGCAGAUCAGUUUCAGCUACUCCUUCCGUCACAUCUCUCGCGCCCAGCGCGCUCUGCAAAGCUCAACGAAAACCUCAUUGCGUAUCAACGAGGAGGGACUGCUCAGCUUACAGUUGAUCAUGCCCAGUCCGCGAUUUCGAGAUGAUGGAAACUCAGAUGGUUUCAUUGAAUUCCGAGUACGUGUCACGUCUCAAGCCCAUGCCAUACCCGCUGAUGAUCUGUUGAUAGUGCCUGCCAUUGGAUGAGAACUCAUAAACCAAUAGUCUCUCCUCGGUGAAUCGUGUGGACUUUCUUGCUCAAUGGUAUCACCAAUUAUGUUGUGUAAUUGGUCUCCAGAGUCCGGAUACAUAUUGUAUUAUUAGUGGCGUGUAAGGCUCUUGCUU
Laetiporus sulphureus 93-53 is the source of this 1269-nucleotide messenger RNA. RefSeq names its product Rad1-domain-containing protein. The transcript is spliced from 9 exons. Bases 22 to 1131 code for a protein of 369 amino acids. Gene Ontology annotation, biological process: DNA damage checkpoint signaling; DNA repair. The record is from RefSeq and is a predicted model, not a curated record. Gene Ontology annotation, cellular component: checkpoint clamp complex. Lineage: Eukaryota; Fungi; Basidiomycota; Agaricomycetes; Polyporales; Laetiporaceae.